GUGGAACUCCGUUUACCGGACAUAAACCCUUAGGUUGUUAAAACUCUUUUCAGCAUGUCAUUUAAAAGAGAAGGAGAUGAUCUUAGUCAGCUAAAUGUUCUCAAGAAACGAAGAGUUGCAGAUCUCUUGUCUAAUUACAUACCUGAAGAUGAAGCAGCACUGCUUAAAAAUGGAAGGUAUACCUGUCUGGUAUGUUCCUACAGACCAGUAUUUGAUACUGUGGAUAUGCUUACUGUUCACAGGACUGGCAAGAGACAUUUAGCAGGUUUGAAACAGUUUUAUGGUAAGAAUCAACAACUGAAAAAUGAAGUUGAAAAACGUCGCCACCAGGACUACGUUAAAGCUGAGGAAGAAGGAAGAAAAGUAGAGGCAUGUCCUGCUCCUCUUUUAGCUCAAACACGACAGAUAACCCACCAUGCACUGCUUAAGUCGGCUCCAUACAACAGCUGUCACAAGACGAACAGGCCUAAUGUCAGCCCCUCCCAAUCUGGAGUAGAAAGCACAUCAGCUGUUACCACCAGGCCUUUGCCAUCUUUUUCUGUAGUGGAGAUGACUUCCUGCAUUAAUACCAUUCCAGAAACACUACUUCCUGAAGACCGCAAGAGUCGACCAGCUACACAAAAGAAACCAGUUUCCCAUAAAAGGAAAGAUAAUGUUCGGAAAGUAUCCGCUGUUUCAGUGCAUACAAACAAGGAAAAGGAGGAAGAACAACGCAAAAGGCUUGAACACUAUCUUACAUUAAAAAGAUUCAAGAAAAUGGAAUGGUAUGUCAAAAAAAGACAUUCUGCAGUGUUUUGGACGUGUGAUGUGAAAAGAAGACAGUGACUGAGUGAAGAGGGGCAGAGUAAAUUUGUGAAUCAGGUUGCAGAUCAAUUUAAUCUCAUUUAUUGUAGAGUGAUUUUUGUCAGUCAAAUGAAGUUUGGGGUGGUCCUGGAAAAGAACUGAUACUCAAACAAACCAACAUGUACAAAUCCUGUAUAAUAAUGUAUUAUCAUAAAAAUUGACUAUUAAAAACAUGCCUGCAAAUACAGAGGAUAGUGUUUACCUAUUCUAGCUAUUUUGUAUAAUGGCCCACUAU
Molecule: messenger RNA, 1078 nt
Organism: Polypterus senegalus (gray bichir)
Lineage: Eukaryota; Metazoa; Chordata; Cladistia; Polypteriformes; Polypteridae
Gene: scnm1
Product: sodium channel modifier 1
Exons: 8
Coding region: 55-825 (256 amino acids)
Biological process (GO): RNA splicing
Cellular component (GO): nucleus
Source: RefSeq, a predicted model, not a curated record